CUAACUCCACGACUCCUUUUGAUCUGAUCGAGAUAUGUUACAGGAGGAGAAAGCUAUGGAAGCCAUAAAGGAUGCUUUGAGAGCUUUGCGGAAGCGUCAUCUUUUAGAGGAAGGAGCUCAUGCUCCUGCGAUUUCUGCUCUCUCUAGGCCUAUAAUCUCUCAGGGGUCAGAAUGGAAGGAGAAAACAGAAAAACUGGAAACAGAGUUACAGCAAUGUUACAAAGCUCAAUCCCGACUGUCUGAGCAACUUGUGAUAGAAGUAGCUGAAUCCAGAACUUCAAAGGCUAUUUUACAAGAAAAGGAGUUGUUAAUUAAUGAUUUGCAGAAGGAAUUAACCCAAAGAAGGGAGGAGUGUGUACAAUUACAAGAAGAGUUAGAGGAAAAGACCAAGACGGUGGAUAUACUUAUUGCUGAAAACAAAGAAGUCCGGUCUCAGCUGGAAGAGAUGACAAAUAGAGUGCAAAAAGCAGAGUCUGAGAAUAAAAUGUUAAUUGAUCGGUGGAUGUUGCAGAAGAUGCAGGAUGCAGAACGUCUUAACGAGGCAAAUGAUCUCUAUGAAGAAAUGUUAGCUAAGCUAAAGGCAAAUGGUUUGGAAACUCUUGCUCGGCAGCAAGUUGAUGGCAUUGUCCGCCGCAAUGAAGAUGGAACCGAUCACUUUGUUGAAUCAACCAUUCCGUCAACAUGUGGGCACCGUAUCCAUGCUCAUGAAGGUGGCUGUGGUUCAAUAAUCUUUGAAUACAACUCUGGUACUCUGUUUACUGGUGGGCAAGACCGAGCAGUAAAAAUGUGGGACACCAAUAGCGGGGCUUUAAUCAAAAGCUUAUACGGUUCCCUUGGGAAUAUACUUGAUAUGGCCGUAACCCACGACAAUAAAUCUGUGAUCGCAGCAACCAGCUCAAACAAUUUGUUUGUGUGGGAUGUAAGCUCGGGUAGGGUACGCCAUACACUCACAGGCCACACCGAUAAGGUUUGUGCUGUGGAUGUGAGCAAAUUCUCUAGCCGACAUGUUGUCAGUGCAGCAUAUGACCGUACCAUAAAACUUUGGGAUUUGCACAAAGGUUACUGCACUAACACAGUACUCUUUACCAGUAACUGCAACGCAAUCUGCCUCAGCAUAGAUGGGCUUACGGUAUUCUCAGGCCACAUGGAUGGGAAUCUUAGGUUAUGGGAUAUCCAAACUGGGAAACUUCUGUCCGAAGUAGCUGGACAUUCUUCUGCUGUGACCUCGGUAUCAUUGUCCCGGAACGGAAAUAGGAUCUUGACGAGUGGAAGAGACAACGUGCAUAAUGUAUUCGAUACCCGGACUUUGGAAAUAUGUGGGACAUUGAGAGCAUCAGGGAACAGAUUGGCAUCGAAUUGGAGCCGGUCAUGUAUAAGUCCAGAUGAUGAUUAUGUGGCUGCGGGAUCUGCAGAUGGGACGGUUCAUGUAUGGUCACUAUCUAAAGGCAAUAUAGUGAGCAUUCUCAAGGAGCAAACAUCUCCUAUACUGUGUUGUUCUUGGAGCGGGAUCGGGAAACCAUUGGCAUCGGCUGAUAAAAACGGGUACGUUUGCACAUGGACAUGAUUAUAAAACAGUUUCAACACUGGUUUGAUAACUCGAUGUGUCGUGUGUUUCCAAAUGGAUGGGCGUGUAUACUCUUGUCUUGUGUUGUUCUUUCCCUCAAAGAACUUGCAUUUGAUGAAAUGUUUCUUACCGUAUAUAAUUGUUUCUCUAAGGUUCAUUUGAGUGUAUUGGUCAAUUUUUUUUCAAAAAUAGAUUUUAGGAACACCU
Molecule: messenger RNA, 1771 nt
Organism: Arabidopsis arenosa
Lineage: Eukaryota; Viridiplantae; Streptophyta; Magnoliopsida; Brassicales; Brassicaceae
Source: the annotation of a GenBank genome assembly